Molecule: messenger RNA, 1122 nt
Organism: Camelina sativa (false flax)
Lineage: Eukaryota; Viridiplantae; Streptophyta; Magnoliopsida; Brassicales; Brassicaceae
Source: RefSeq, a predicted model, not a curated record
AUGGGUUUAACCAUAUCCCGACAAAGUAAAACACCAUCUUUCUUCUCACCUAUCUCACAUGAUCUCUUGCUUGAGAUAGUCUCUAGAUUGUCAGUGGAAGACUUAGCGAGGUGCCGUUGCGUGUCGAAGCAAUGGGCUUCAGUUCUCAGACGUCGCCUCACCAACUCCUCGACUAGUCCUCGUCUCUUGUUCACCUUCCAUCUCAACGAUAAGUGGGUCUUCUUCUCGGCACCCCAACCUCAAAAUCCAGACCAGAACUCGUCUCUUUUAACUGCCGAAUAUCACAUGUGUUUCCCCACCAAAGAUUGUUCCUUUGGCAUUUGUCCACCUGUCUGCGGGCUGAUAUGUAAUAGAGAUAGGGGUUUCAUGGUAUGUAACCCUAGCACAGGAGAGUACAAAAGCUUACCCAAUCCAACAUGGAUGAAAGCUGAAUUGAGAACCUUUUUUGGGUUUGAUCCAGUCGCAAAACAAUACAAGGUAUUGUGCGUGCACUUUUGUAGAAACCCAAAACCCUCUAUUCAAAAAGCUAAGGUUCUAACAUUAGGUAUAGGUACACUGUCAUGGAGAAAGAUUUUAUGUUCCCGACCUUAUGAUUCUAUAGGGCGUUUUGGGAUUUGCAUAAGUGGAGUUUUGUAUUAUGGAGCUCUUAGGAGUAGGUUUCAAAAUUUCAUGAUAGUUUGCUUUGUCUUGAGCUCUGAGAAGUUCGAGUUUAUUAGUCCACCGCCUAUGAAGGAACUACUAUGGCAUACACAUCUGAUCAAUUACAAGGGUAAAUUAGGUGUGCUUGAUCCGAUGCUAGUUUUUGGAACAACUGAAAGUAUUGAGUUGUGGGUUUUAGAUGACGCCGAAGAAGGGAGAUGGUCGAGGCAUAUUUACAUAUUCCCGCCUAUUUGGAAGGAUUUAGUUGCGACAGAGGACAUAUUUCGUGUUGAUGGGAUGAAUUGUAAUGGUGACAUUGUGUUGUCUUCAUAUAGUCCAUCCGAUCGUUUCUACGUUUUGAUCUACAAUGUGGAAAGGAAUACAGUCACAAAAUUUACAAUCCAAGGGUUUGGAUCUCGUAAGGGUUCAGGGAUUUCAACUUUUAUAGACCAUAUAGAGAAUCUGAACCCUAUCCCUAUGUAA